This is a messenger RNA of Fusarium oxysporum Fo47, 519 nucleotides long. RefSeq lists its product as uncharacterized. NCBI's taxonomy places the organism in Eukaryota, Fungi, Ascomycota, Sordariomycetes, Hypocreales, Nectriaceae. The record is from RefSeq and is a predicted model, not a curated record. The coding region runs from base 165 to 476 and encodes 103 amino acids. The transcript has a single exon.
AUUUCGAGUAAAUCUAACAAGGUUUUAGGAACCUGGUGCUGACUCCAUUUGCACCCUUCUUUGUGCUGUUCGGAUAUGUCAUCGAGACAUCAUCGCAAGAAGAUCUCCAACUGUUGAAGCAGUUCAGUGCGUCCAUUGAAGAGACCAGUGAUGCGUCAGAGACCAUGCAAAAACUGUCGCGACUAUGCAAUAUCAUGAGCAACGUCGCGGCCCUGUAUGUCGAAGCAAAGUCUCAACAAGUGGAAGAUCAGGCAAUGGUACCCAUCGGUGACGAGUUCGACGUGUAUUUGAGCCAGCUCGGACUCAUGCCUGUCAUGGACUCGACCAUGGGCAACGCAGGUGAUCCCGAUGCAGAGUUUGGUGAGAACACUCAAGUCAACCAAAUGGCGGACUGGAUGUCUGGAAGUCGAAAUUUGCUGGGAUUGUUGGAACAGGAUAUAUCACAGAUCGGAGGUGUACAGUGGCCACCCAUGUAGAAUAGAAUGAUAGAAAGGACCCGGAUAGAUACUCGCAAAUAGA